GGAGAUCACUUGGAAGCUAGCCAGCAUGGCUUCAGAUGAUGGAGUCGGUCCUCGAAAGAGGCGGAGGAUCGGUCCUCCCGGAUCAGAACCUUAUGUCUUGCGUUCACUAUUUGAUGACGUCCCGCUGGCGACGGACGAUAGCUCGGACGUUUACAUCACCUGCGUCGAGUACUGGGAUGGAAACCUGUAUAUUGGUACCUCUGCAGCGGAAGUCCUGCACUUUGUCUGCCUUCCAGCGACUUCGGAUGACGACUCGAGCGAACCUAUCUUUAUCCUAGCAUCUCGACUGCCUAUCCCAUUUCAGAAUGAGCCCUCCGACAGCGACCCCCCAAGGGGUGCGACAAAUUGUUAUCUUGCCGUCGGUGAAUAAAGCUUGCAUUCUUUGCAAUGGCAUGGUUACGUUCUACAUGCUACCGGAGCUAAGCCCGGCGUUUGGGAAUACCAAGGUUAAUCAUUGCCGCUGGAUCGGUGGCUUGGAUCUCAAUCAAGAUGCUGCUUCUGAGGAAGACCCAGUCGUGAUGAUUGCCGUGCAGAACAGCAUAAUGUUGAUUCGGAUAGGAGAAGGAGCUCGGCGCAUCAAGCAGAUCAAGUUUCCCGGUUGCUUGGUUGCGGCGCGCAGAGGUACCAUUGCCUGUGCAGCCGACACCCAUUCAUACUCGCUCCUAGAGGUGGAGCACCAACAAAAGAUUCCGCUGUUUCCCAUAUCCUCCUCCAGCGAGGUCUUCGAAUCCGGCCAUGUGGAAGACAUCCCGGCGGCACCACAGACUCCACUGAAGCGAUCGCCUUCUUCGUCCUAUCCGAGCUCGCCUCCAAUGGACCCUCAUGUGCAUGGUAGAAGCAGCAGUCUGAAUACAUUUGUAGGUAUGCUUCAGCCGCACGCACAGCGGGGGCAUAGUCGAUCACCUUCGGGAACGCCUGACCCCUUCACAUCCACUGGGAGCAUCCGUCGUUCCAGCUCGGAAGAGCGUGACGAAGGGGAAGAAGGCUCUAAGCAGCAGACCUCGAAAAGCCCCGAGCGGGAGGCACAGGCAGCGGAGUCGGACAAUGUGAAGCCACUGCCUCCACUUCCACCUCCAAAGCCAGCCCAGAAACAACUACAGCCGCAUGUGGUAUCGCCGACUCCGUCUGAAUUUCUUCUUGUAACUGGAACAGAGGAAACGGAACCGGGAGUGGGUUUGUUUGUUGAUAUGGACGGCGAGGUUGUUCGGGGAACGAUCAACUUCCACCGGUAUCCCAAGUCAGUUGUGAUUGAUGCGGGUGAAGACGACCAAUCCCUGCAGCCAAACGACGAUUCAAAAGAAGAAUAUGUUCUCGCCUUGAUCGAUGUCGGGGAGGAUGGAAAGCAACAAACCCGUCUGGAAAUUCAACGGUGGGAUGACGAUCCUGCAGAAAUCGAACGACACAAGAAGUGGCUAGACAUCCCAUCUUCAUCGGAUGAGGUGCUGUCUGCUCGAGUCGGCUUGAGGCACACCCUCAGUCCCAGCGAUCUUGAUCAAAAUGAGAUCGGAAAGCUUUUGCAAAUGGUCCGCCUCAAGACACCUUUACUAUCCCCCCAUGUUGCCACCGUGGACCCUCGAACCCAGGACUCUAUUGAGCAGCAAAAGACAGAAAAAGAGCUCUUUGAGUCCCAAGAGCUGACUGAAUCCGAGGGAUCCAAGAAAGGAGAUUCCGGGUCAGCAGAUCGCGACUGGGAAAGCCAACGCAACGCCGAAGAAGCGAAGUUUGUCCGCGGACUGGGAAAGCUGCGGAGCAGUCUCGUGCUGUGGUCAGGCUCACAAGUCUGGCGAUUGCUUAAGAAUCCUUUGGUCAUUCAACUAGAGAAUACUCUGCAAAAGGCUCAGCAGGUUGAUAGCAAAGGACGCAUCACUUUGCAGAGGGAUGCUGUCAUGGAAUUGAUGGUAUCCAUCCAGGAUAUCGAGCCCAAAACUGAGACCGAAUUCCUUGGCCUGGGUUACGUGAAACAGAAAGCCAGCUUGCUGCUAUAUGGAGAUCUUCUGUCCAUGCAUGCGGACCACCGUGCAGAUCCCACCAUUAGGAAUACUGAAAGGGCUCUCUUGUCGGGUAAUCUGGACCCUCGGCUUGCCCUUCUCUUUAUUCCACUGCUUCGAUGCGAGGUGCUACAGGGGCCACAGGGUAUCUGGAUACAGUCGGGCCUGGCAGACACUACAGCAAAAUACCUGAAACAAGUUGAGCAGAUGAGUGAUGCAACCGAGGUGCAUAGCUCUGUGCUCAACAUGGUGAAGCGAUUCCUUCUCUCGUGGCAACAAAAACGAGGCUACGGGAGUAUCCCCGAUGAAACAUACGUCCUGGAUAGCACCGAUGCUGCACUGCUCCAUCUCGUUCUGGAGCAAGAUGCACAUCUGAGUGCCCAGCAGCGAGCUUCAUCCACACGCAGUGAGCUGAACAAGCUAGUCGAUAAUUGGAAGGGCAAUUUCGAGCGAGCCGUUGCCCUGCUGGAGCAGUACAGGCGGCUUUACAUUCUGAGCCGACUAUACCAGAGCCAGAAGAUGUCACGAAAUGUGCUCAAGACCUGGCGAAGGAUCAUUGACGGAGAAUCUGAUGCCGGUGGAGAGGUUACUGGUGCUGGCGUUGAGGCGCAGAUGCGCAAGUAUUUGGUGAAGAUCAAAGAUGCCCAAUUGGUGGAAGAGUAUGGCUCCUGGCUUGCCGGGCGGAAUCCUGCACUUGGUAUCCAAGUUUUUGCAGACCACUCUAGUCGAGUGAGGCUUGAGCCUGCUGAUGUGGUGGCUUUGCUUAAGGAGCGUGCUCCCAAUGCCGUCCAGGUCUAUCUGGAGCAUCUAGUCUUUACUAAACACUACACUCAAUACGCCGACGACCUCAUUGCAUACUACCUAGACGAGGUCCUUUCCGUGCUCGAAUCCUCUCUCGAGGCGAGGGAAUCUCUCGCCGAAUCCUACUCGACCUAUCGUGCGCUACGCCCUCCCAAACCAACCUAUCUCAACUUCAUCACCGAAAACACGCCCGCCGAGCCCUGGUGGCAGUCCCGCCUGCGCCUUCUGCAGCUCCUCAGUGGCACCUCGGGCACUCAAUUCUCUACAACUGCGCUCCCCUCCGGUAUCACCUACUCCAUCCCCAACGUGCUCGCCCGCAUUGAGCCGUACCAGGAUAACCUCGUCUCCGAGAGCAUCAUCCUCGACGGCCUACAGGGCCACCACCGCGCAGCCCUCCGCCUCCUCACCCACGGACUAGGCGACUACGACUCCGCCAUCCGCUACUGUCUCUUCGGCGGACCACGCAGCACCACCACCUCAGGUGGAACACAGCCUGAACUAGCCGGGCACGACCUGCAGACCACGCUGUUCCGACACCUACUAGACGAAUUCCUACAAAUUCAAGAUCUAACAGAACGCAUCGAACGCACAAGCGACCUCCUCGCCCGAUUCGGAGCCUGGUUCGACGUCCGCGAGGUCCUCGAGCUCGUACCCGAGGAUUGGAGCGUGGAUAUCCUCGGCGGAUUCUUGGUGCAGGUGUUCCGGACGCUAGUCUCGCAGUCACGGGAGGCGCGGAUUGAGCGGGCGUUGAGUGCGGGCUUGAAUCUGCGGGUCAGUGUGCAGUAUACGGAUAGUAUGGAGAAGGCGGGGCCUUGGGUGGAGGAUGGUGAGGGUUUGAGGCGGUUGAAGGGCGCUAGUAAGACCGAGGCGGGUGUGUCUGCUGGUGGUGAUGUGAUUACUGCUGGGGAGGAUAGUGACUUUGGUGAUGUGGUGAGCCCUACUGUGUAGUACUAUGUACGACCGUGUAUAGGGCUCUGUGGCCCGUUCUUGGCGUUUGCAUUUAUGAUACCUAGCGCAAUGUUAC
This is a messenger RNA of Penicillium subrubescens, 3813 nucleotides long. RefSeq lists its product as uncharacterized. The record is from RefSeq and is a predicted model, not a curated record. The transcript is spliced from 3 exons. Gene Ontology annotation, cellular component: fungal-type vacuole membrane; cytoplasm. Gene Ontology annotation, biological process: vesicle-mediated transport; endosomal vesicle fusion; autophagy. NCBI's taxonomy places the organism in Eukaryota, Fungi, Ascomycota, Eurotiomycetes, Eurotiales, Aspergillaceae. The coding region runs from base 306 to 3737 and encodes 1143 amino acids.